This is a messenger RNA of Desarmillaria tabescens, 828 nucleotides long. RefSeq lists its product as uncharacterized. The coding region runs from base 1 to 828 and encodes 275 amino acids. The transcript has 7 exons. Lineage: Eukaryota; Fungi; Basidiomycota; Agaricomycetes; Agaricales; Physalacriaceae. The record is from RefSeq and is a predicted model, not a curated record.
AUGCUCAUUUGGCAAAUAGGUUUAGGUCCUUUGACAGGCAUUUUGGCAUAUCCUGAGGACAUGGGGUGCUUUUUCACCCACAGAGAAGAGAAAAAUGAGGUGUCAAAGAAAAGCGAGAAAUUUGAUCCCAUGGCACAUUAUGACAGCGAUGAGGAUGAUGACAAUGAUUUUAACUUCCAAGGAGGAUCCAAUGCCUAUAAUGGGAUCGAUGAGCCAGUGACAUUGUCUCAAAGAAGCGAUCUAGACCCUGCACAAGAACUAGGUUACUGCCUCGUUACUCAUGAGGCAGAAGAUGUUCAGUCAGAGAAGAUGUCCACAGCUACCCUUGAAGAGGCUCAGAAGGCCACCAGAUGCAAGUUGUCUUUGGGACUCCUACAACCUAAGAUUCAAAUGGGCACUCAGCAUGCUAAUGAAUGGCCUCCUCUCAAGAGAGUCUACAACAAAAGGUUCUCAGUAUCAAGGGUGUGGGUUACCAACCAGAAGGAGAACAUGUAUCAGAUAUCCAAUGGAGAAGAGACUGACUACGAGCUGAUUGGCUUCCAGCUUGAUAAAGAUGACUAUAUGAGCUACAUCAGGAGACACAAGCAGCUAUUUUGGAGCAAUGAAGUCCUCCAUGCCACUCUGAAGCAUGAUGGUGUACCUUGGCAUCUGGCAAUAGAGGAGGUGUCAGAAGAUUUCAUCACUUCAGGCCCUUCAUCCCAGAUGAUGAAAGUGGGGGGAUUUUACAAGAUGGAAGAAGGUGACAAGUUAUGGGAUGAGAUGCUCACCAAGGACCAGAUCAACAUCAUCUGUGGGAUGCAAGUUGGAGAGGAAGUGAUCUCGAUGUAG